This is a messenger RNA of Cutaneotrichosporon cavernicola, 768 nucleotides long. RefSeq lists its product as uncharacterized. The transcript has a single exon. The record is from RefSeq and is a predicted model, not a curated record. Lineage: Eukaryota; Fungi; Basidiomycota; Tremellomycetes; Trichosporonales; Trichosporonaceae. Bases 1 to 768 code for a protein of 255 amino acids.
AUGGCCCGCAUCACCCCGACCGUCGGCCGCACGACCCGCAACGUCGCACCAUAUUCUCAGCGCGACAACAAGGAUUACACUGCCCGCUCGACAGAGGCGCGCAGAACCGCUACCAAGACAGCCCUAAUCGUAGUCUCCCCCCCGCAUGCGCCGCACUACAUGUCGGGUCCCAUCCGCCGCCGCCAGCCCAUCCCCCAAGCCCCUCCCCCUUCCAGCCGCACCUGUACUCUAACGGCGGGCCCCCUCGCCAACGUGCACGACACGCAGGCCGCCGCCACCCUUCUCCGCUUCCGCCGCCCCGACUGGGACCGCGUUACCCCUUCUGAGUUCCUCGCCUCAGUUGACCGCCACCUCCUCUCGCGCAGCAUCCAUCUCAAGACCACCGAGUUUGGCAAUAUGAUCCCCCUCGAGGACCUGGCACGCACCACCGCGCGCUUCGUCCUCCGUGCCGUUCACGACUCUUGGGUCGCCGCAAACCCCACCCAAGACGCGUGCAAGCCUCGCUGCGGCUGUGUUCGCGAGAUCAUGGCGAGUGUUCCGUUUGCCGUGACGGCCGAAAACUACCUCCGCUCUACGAUGGAGGAUGUUAUCCGCUGGCUUCAUUGGGACGGGAAGGACGAUAACGAGGGUGAGACCGAGGAGGAGACGGAGACCGAGACCGAGACGGAGACCGAGACCGAGAUCGAGACCGAGACCGAGACCGAGACCGAGACCGAAACCGAGGCCGAGGGCUGGACCGACACUGAGAUGGAGGGCAUGAGCGAGUAG